AUGAAUCUGCGGACAGUUACAAAAGCACAGGUGCGAUCGCCUACAGCUGACUCGAGUAUAUCGACUCCAAAAAGUCAGGCGAGCGACUCGCAAAGUACGCCCCGUCCACGCCGGAAGAAGUCCACAGGCAUUGCAGACACCAAAGCGAAGAGAGUGCGCACCGGAUGUCUUACUUGUCGCCAACGACAUUUGAAGUGCGACGAGGCCUUGGGACGGUGUCAUAACUGUCGCAAGUCGAACCGCGUCUGUCGCCGUGGUGUUCGUCUGAACUUUAUUGAUAUUCAAAAUGUGGCGCCUCCGCAUAUUGUCGCUCGGCCUCAUGGCGCGAAAGUGACGUUUCGCGAUGAUUCCCGCCUGAUCGCGUCGGAAUAUGUAGGCGGUUUCGAAAGAUACCCACCUGUUCAGCCGGAAAGUCCUGCUGAAGAGGUAAGACUUUUACAUCAUAGCUUCGAGGCUAUGGGACCUGAUGAUUUGACGAAUCUUUUCCAAUCUGUGGCUCAAUCGUUUGAUUCGUUAGACUUUGACGUUCCUCAUACAGGUAAUACUAAUUUUGGGACCGAUGUCUGGCAACAGCCUCAGCUGGUCUCGGGAGAUGAACUCCUACCGCAUGGAAUAUCUAACUUUGCGCGGAAGCUGGCAAAGGGUGAGGGCAGUCAUUCCCUCAUCACGGAUCCUGAGCAAAUGCUUCUAUUUUGUGCUUUUGUUGAACAUGUUGGGCCCAGAAUGGAUGCGAUGGAUGAAAUGAACCAUUUCACUCAUAUUCUUCCGUGCUACGCGCUCGAUGAACCCAUGCUGCUCAGGGCACUCUCAGCAUGUGGUGCUAGACAUCUGUCUCUCGUAGAUUCCUCUCGCGGCGAUGAGAGGGCUAUGCAACUCUACGACGAGGCCACCCAGGAUCUGUUAAACUCAGUUCAUGAUUCUAGCCGUGACUCCGUUCUAUGUGCGGUGGUGGCUCUGGUCCUUGGCUUCUUUGAAACAAUGUCACCGCCAUCUUCGCAUCGCAGAGCUCAUAUUGCCGGCUCGCGAGCUUUGAUUCGAGAAUGUGGCUGGACUUCGAAGACUCCAGGCCUCGGUGGAGCAUGUUUCCGAAUCAGUAUUGGUACAGAGAUACUCAAUUGCGUACGACAUAACUGGAGCCUGUCCUGGGAUCCAAACAGUUGGGCGAUCAACAUGGAUACCAACCAUUAUCAUGCCUCCAAUGGGAACAACGAUGAUUUAUGGUUUCAUCGUAUCUUCUAUAUUUGUGCAAAAGUUGUGAUUUUCCAGGCAUCGUUCCAUUCCCAAAGGUUGAGCAACGACUCAACUGGGGCUACUCAGCUCAACGAUCGAUAUCAGGAAUGGGAUCUUUACAACGGCUGGUGUGAUAAUUGGGAGAAAUCGACGCCUAGGUCGAUGGCACCUCUUGGGUACCUGCAGCCCUGGCAGACAGACUCCAACUCCGCGUUUCCGGGGAUUCUGAUUACUAAAAAAUCUGCCAUUGUUGCUCGAUUGUUCUUUCAUACAACCCGAAUCUUGCUAUCCAAGUCAAACCCUAUCCAGUCACAAUUCGACGGAGAUAUGCGUGAUAUGCAAAGAGUUCACGCGCACGAAAUAUGCGGCCUUGUCGCAUGUAUUAAACAUAUAAGCCUUACAGAUCUCUCACUACGCUGUCUUGCAAUUGCUGCGGAAUUUCUAGAGACACGAUCAGCCCAAGAAGAAGUACUAGGGAUCUUCGAUGCUAUCGCUGAGAGGUCAAGUUCCAACGUUGAAUCAGUCAAGAAUGAGCUAAGGCGGAUUUGGAGCUGGGUCGAUGCUCACCCGCAUACGGUGACUCCAGCCCAAAUGCACAACCACUACUAUGAGCUCGAUCCAUCACUAUCAAUUGCGGAAUCUUCGGGCUCUUCUUUUGCUCUUGAAAACCCCCUCGUCACAACUGGGGACUUUUCGAUGGAGAAUCAUCCCUACCAGGGAUACUAUGUUCCACCUCACCAUCACCAUGCACUGGACCAGUAUCACUAUGGUGGUUAUCUGAUCUGA
This is a messenger RNA of Penicillium nucicola, 2016 nucleotides long. Its product is annotated as Zn(II)2Cys6 transcription factor. Gene Ontology annotation, biological process: positive regulation of transcription by RNA polymerase II. The transcript has 4 exons. Gene Ontology annotation, molecular function: DNA-binding transcription factor activity, RNA polymerase II-specific; transcription cis-regulatory region binding; zinc ion binding. Bases 1 to 2016 code for a protein of 671 amino acids. The record is from RefSeq and is a predicted model, not a curated record. Gene Ontology annotation, cellular component: nucleus. Lineage: Eukaryota; Fungi; Ascomycota; Eurotiomycetes; Eurotiales; Aspergillaceae.